AUGAGUCAACUGCAAGAUAGUGUGAUGAAGUGGUCGAGUCGGCCACAGGACGACAGGCGGAGGCGCGUUCGUGACAACCAGAGGCGCCACCGCGAGAGGACGAGAUCCCACGUCGCGCACCUCGAGACCAGGCUAGCUGAGACGGAGAUUCAAUUGCGUGAGGCCCUUCUUACGAUCAAGCACCUGACUUCAGAGCUCGAUCGCUACCGGAAACCUGCGUCGACAGACCGACCCGACGAGACUACCGUUCGGAACGUCUCUUUGCCGUUGAAGCCACCUUCGCCCGAAGCGCAAUGCCGUCCCAAAGUCCACAUUUUGCUGGAACCUGAACCACCGAACGAUGUGGUUGACGGCCUCGGUUACGAAAGCAACAGUGGUGGCGGAGACGAAGACACGGCUCGAUCAAUCGUCAGCGAACGUCCCGUCUCGAUCGCCGAGCCGUCUGCUACCCCACGCGCCACCGAGAAAGAUUGUUCUCAUCGCGAUUUAGCCUCAUCCACAAAAAGUCCGCUGCUAGGAGCCGCCUAUAGUCGCGAAGUCGGCACAGGCUGCGGUUGCGACGUCGUCGCCGAUGAAGAGGCCUGCCGCGACAUGGAUCCUCCGCAGGCGGGCGAAUCGACAACUAGAUGUCGCGAUGCGUACAGGUUGAUCAUGGACAGGAAUUAUUCCGGUUGGGAUCAUGACGCUCUUCGCCGAUGGCUGGGCCCGGGGUUUCGGGGACCUGUCUCCGCAGGCGAUGGCUGUCGCGUGGAGAACAUGCUCCUGUUUGCGUUGCUGGACCGGAUCACAUCCUAA
This is a messenger RNA of Purpureocillium lilacinum, 795 nucleotides long. NCBI's taxonomy places the organism in Eukaryota, Fungi, Ascomycota, Sordariomycetes, Hypocreales, Ophiocordycipitaceae. The record is from RefSeq and is a predicted model, not a curated record.